Molecule: messenger RNA, 1238 nt
Organism: Camponotus floridanus (Florida carpenter ant)
Lineage: Eukaryota; Metazoa; Arthropoda; Insecta; Hymenoptera; Formicidae
Gene: prel
Product: PRELI domain-containing protein 1, mitochondrial
Exons: 3
Coding region: 207-938 (243 amino acids)
Biological process (GO): phospholipid transport
Cellular component (GO): mitochondrial intermembrane space
Molecular function (GO): phosphatidic acid transfer activity
Source: RefSeq, a predicted model, not a curated record
GCCAUUCUAGUCAUUCCCGUCGUCGAGUGUGCGUCCAUGCAUAUGCACGCGAUUUACACCAUGCGGCAAUUUUGUUGCAGAUUCUGAUUCGAUAUUAUAAUAUUGGUGAUACAGUCCCUUCUAUCGAUCUCAUUCAUAAUUCGACGAAAAUUCUCGCUGUUCCUUCUCAUUUAUAUUUAUAAAACUUGGGAGAGUAAUUCAAUACAAUGGUUAAGUAUUAUGAAAACAUCACGAUCUUUCAUUUCGAUUGGAGUCAAGUCGUUCGAGGAUUCUUUCAGAGGUAUCCGAAUCCACACAGUUCGCACGUCCUCACCGAGGAUACGAUCUCCAGAGAAGUUAAAAAUGGAAAACUUUACUCCAAACGAUUGUUGACAAAAACUAACAGACUGCCCAAAUGGGGGGAAAGAUUUAUCAGCAAAAAUGUUGUUAAAAUUGUAGAAGAAAGUAUUGUUGAUCCUGAAGCAAAAACUUUGACUACUUACACAAAAAAUUUGGGUUACACUAAAGUUAUGAGCAUUGUUGAAAAAGUAGUUUAUCAGGUUUCUGAUGAAAAUCCAGAAUGGACAAUAGCGAAGAGAUCAGCAUGGAUUGACAGUCAAGUCUUUGGUUUCAGCAGGGCGAUUCAAGCAUUUGGAUUAGAUCGAUUUAAGAAAAAUUGCACCAAAAUGUCAGAAGGCUUUAAUUACGUUCUUACAAAUAUGUUUCCUCAUACAGCUCAAUUUAUAAAUCCGAAACUUUCUCAGAUGAGUUUUUCUAUGCAAGCUGGUCACAGCACCAUGGAUGAUAAUGUUACGACAAAAUCGAGUCUCGCGGAAGAUUUGCAGCAUUCUUUACAAGGUAAAGCAGAAAAGGUGAAAGAUGCUGCUAAGAAAGCCACAGAUUUGGCAAAACAAAAAGCAAGACCAAUAUAUGCAGCUUGUCAGCCAAACCAAUCGUAAAUCUUCAUAUAUUUUGCAAAAUGCAAUCAUUGUCUCGACAAAUGUAAAUAUCUCUUAGUGAUAGAAAUAUUCACCGAUAUCAUAUUAUUAUUAUGAUGUAUCUUAGACAAAAUGAUGAUACUUUAAAGACUAGAGAAUUCAAUAAUUGCAUAUUAUCAAAUAAUAUUAUUUGAUAACAAUUAAGAUAAAAAAUUAGAAAAUUAAUAUUGAGCAACAACAAAAUUGAGAUUUAAAGUUUUAAAAUUAAUAUUGAGCAACAACAAAAUUGAGAUUUAAAUUUGCUGAAUUUGGUAAUACAAA